CUUACUCCACAACCACACUUACACGCCCGACCAGCCGCACAUACUCCACGACCAGCCACGCGUACUUGCCACAGUGCCCGCGCCCGUCAUAGACCGAGCCCUUGGGACCCGCGAUACUCGUAGCAGAUUGCAGGUGCAACGACCCGUGGCUUUGUGAACACGCAGCGUCGUCGAUUGCAGACAACGGAAAGCAACACACCUACAUCCCCGCUCUCCUGCCGACUAUCCGCGAUAUAUACGAUACCCGGGGGCUAAGUGAAAACAUCCGACUACACCAGCAGAGGCACUCCGUUCCUGCGUAGGGGUGACGCCGCCUCGCCUUCGCCUCCUUUGCCGCUUUUGCGCUCUUAUAAAUCACAAUGGCCGUCUCCAUACAAGACCGCACGGACGAGUUCCGCUCGAUCCUCGCGCAGGCGCAACGAAAACAGGCACAGUCAAAAACGGGGGCGCAGCGGCAGUCUCUCCUGACUGCUCAGCAGAAAGCGGAAGCAAAUGGCACGUCGGCACAGCGCAAGCACUCCGAGUUCCAGCGUAGUGCUCGCGAUGUUGCCCGCGCCAUCUCGGGCACCAUGGCAAAACUAGAGCGCCUCUCUCAACUAGCAAGACGCAAGACACUGUUCGACGACCGGCCCGUGGAGAUUGAUGAAUUGACUUUCGUCAUCAAACAAGACAUGGCACAGCUGUCACGGCAGAUCCAGGACCUCCAGGCUCUCACAAGCAAACAACAUCCGAAGGCGAAACCUGGUGCCGACCAGGAGGGCGAACAUAAUCAUCAGGUGGUCGUUAUGCUCAAAGACAAACUUCAAAACGUGGGCGGAAGCUUCAAGGAUGUGCUUGAAGUUCGGACCAAGAACAUGCAGGCGUCGCGAUCGCGGACGGAACAGUUCCUCUCCACAGCUGCGUCACAUUCGCAGACGAGCCUUGAUCCCAGUAGAACAGACUCGCCGCUUUACCAAACACCACAGCGAGGGAGAUCACCAGGUGGCUACCGGAAUACGAACGCUGCACAACAGGAUCUUCUGUCGCUUGAUCCUUCGGGAUCAUCAGCGCUGACUCGCGGUGGCCCUCAAUCGGAUGCCCAGCUCAUGCUGAUGGAAGAAGCGCAAGCGCCGAACCAGUAUAUUCAGCAACGUGGACAUGCGAUAGAGUCCAUCGAAAGCACAAUAUCCGAACUUGGAAGCAUAUUCGGCCAAUUGGCGCAGAUGGUGUCCGAACAGGGAGAGCAGAUCCAGCGCAUUGACGCCAACACCGAAGACGUUGUAGACAACGUUGAGGGUGCACAGCGCGAGUUGAUGAAGUACUGGAACCGUGUGCAGGGCAACAGAUGGCUUGUCGCCAAGAUGUUUGGUGUUUUGAUGAUAUCAAAGCUAAUAGAGUGCAGUCUUCCUAUUGUGGGUUCUUAUUGCCGGGUAGACGCUUGCAUUCUCCUUUCUUUCUGGUCGUAUCAGUCAUUUGGUGUACGGCGUUAGGCAAGAGGGAUGUCAUCGGCAACACUGGCCUUUCUCAUACAUCGUCCUGGCUUGGGGGCAAGCCAGGCAGUUGCGUAUAUUCAGUUGUACUAUCUUCUUGUUUGUUUGCAUGUAUCAAAUCCUACGCGCGAGGCCUCAGAGCCGAGCACUUAUCCGAUUUAAUAGACGCUUUCCCUCCGUACGGCUACGCGCACGGUGAGCUCCAC
Messenger RNA from Paraphaeosphaeria sporulosa, 1675 nucleotides. RefSeq names its product t-SNARE. NCBI's taxonomy places the organism in Eukaryota, Fungi, Ascomycota, Dothideomycetes, Pleosporales, Didymosphaeriaceae. Bases 360 to 1469 code for a protein of 369 amino acids. The transcript is spliced from 2 exons. Gene Ontology annotation, cellular component: endomembrane system; Golgi membrane; SNARE complex. Gene Ontology annotation, molecular function: SNAP receptor activity; SNARE binding. Gene Ontology annotation, biological process: vesicle fusion; intracellular protein transport; endoplasmic reticulum to Golgi vesicle-mediated transport. The record is from RefSeq and is a predicted model, not a curated record.